AUGGGAUCUAAGAUUGUUUCUUCGAACUUAAGAGGCAUAAAAGAUUAUGCCAAGCAAGUUGCAGUGAGAGACAUGAUUGCUCGGCUCCAUUGCGUUAUUUGUUGUAUUCAAGAGACUAAGAUGAUUUCUAUGUCUCAAUGGUUCGUUCGUCAAUUAUGGUAUGAUUCAGAUUUUGGAAUGGAGGUUUUACCUUCUCAAGGAGCUGUAGGAAACAGUGAUGGCCUAAUAACAAUUUGGGACAACACCACACUUGAGCUAUUGGAUAAAAGAUUGGGACUGAAUUAUAUUACUUGCCUAUUUCGAUUUCGCAGCACUGGUUUUAAGUUCUUAUUGACUAAUGCGUAUUCCCCUUGUGAUCAUGACAGAAGAGAAACUUUUUGGUCUGAUUUGGCACAGGUAAGAGCUUGGUCUUCUGAAUCUUGGUGUUUUGUUGGAGAUGUAAAUGCAGUUAGAAGUGACGCGGAGAGAAACAAGCCAGGAAGAGAUGCAAGAAAUAUGAAGUUUCUUGAUGACUUUAUUUCGGACCAAGAGCUAAUUGAUUUACCAUUACAUGGUGGUGCAUAUACUUGGAUCAAUAAGCAGAAUGAUCAUUUUCUAUGUAGACUGGACAGAUGCUUGGUGUAUAUAACAUUUGAUGCUAAGUUUAACAAUGCUACCCAAACAGCAUUGAACUUGAAGUAUUUUAUCAAGAAUUGGAGUAGGAGUACGUUCGAAAAUGUGAGAAAGGAGGAGGAAGAACUUAAGAAGAAGAUAAGUGCUUUGAAUAUAGCAGAGGAGAGCAUAGCUUUAUCUUCAACACAACUUGGAGAAGGAGCAGAUUUGUUGAAUUCUUUGAGCAAGGUAAAGUGCAGUAGAGCUAAAAUGGUGUUUCAAAGGGCUAAGGUCAAAGGCUUUAAAGAUGGAGAUAAGAACACACAAUAUUUCCAUAAAAUUGCAAGCGGUAAGAAGAGAAGAAAUUGCAUAAAAAAGCUGGAAGUGGAUGGAGUGGACGUUUUCAACCAUGAAGUUCUCAAAAAAGAAAUUCAUGAAUAUUAUACGAGCAUGUUUACUGCAGUCUCGCCAGUUUACAAGGCAUGCUGGGAGGUGUUAAAGAAGGAUAUAUUGGCAUCUUUAAAUGAAUUUCAUGGCAAAGGUAAGUUGGACUGGAGAUUGAAUGUCUCUUUCUUGAAGUUGAUUCCGAAGAAAGAAGAUUCAGCCACGGUGAAAGAUUUUAGGCCACUAAGUUUGAUUAGUAGAUUCUACAAAAUCCUGUGUAAGCUACUAGCGGAAAGAAUGAAAGUGGUAAUGCCAGGUUUGAUUUCAAAUUCUCAGGGAGCGUUUAUCAAGGAUAGGCAAAUUCUAGACGACAUUUUGGUGGCGAAUGAGCUAAUUGACAGCAAGUUAAAGCAAUGUAUUCCAGGGAUUAUGUGCAAGAUUGAUAUGCAAAAGGCCUUCGAUAAUUUCUCGAUUCUUUUUAAUGGAGAAGCAACAAAGUUAAUCAAACCCUCGAAAGGAAUUCGUCAGGGCGAUCCUUUGUCGCCUUUUCUAUUUCUUCUAGUGGCAGAAGUGUUAUCGUUUCUCAUAAACAAUGCAGUGGCUCAAGGAAGACUCAGUGGAUUUAGGGUGAAAGAAGGGGGUACUGUUGUGUCACAUCUGCAAUUUGCAGACGACACCAUUAUCUUCUUAGAUGCAACAAUUGUUGAGGUUAGAAGAUUGCUAGUAAUUCUAGUCAUGUUUGAGAUACUAAUUGGUCUUCGUCUUAACUUAGAGAAAAGCACUAUGAUAAGCAUAGGAGCUGACCAGCUGGUGAAUAAGUUAGCAAUGGAGUUGGGGUGCAGAGUUGAGUUCAUUCCGAUAACCUACUCGGGAAUGUCAAUUGGCUCAAAGAGAAGGUUCGAGAUCAUAUGGGAGAUAAUCAUACAAAGAAUGCAGAAAAAACUUGCACCAUGGAAAAGGAGGUACUUGAAUAAAGCUGGUAGAGUAGUUUUGAUUAGAAGUUCCCUUGAGAGUUUGGCGGUGUAUUUUAUGUCUUUGCAUCACAUCCCUGUCUCAGUAGAAAAAAUAUUGAAUACGAUAAUGAGGAAAUUUUUAUGGGGUGAUGAUGAUGAGAGGAGAAGGAUGAGUUGGGUCUCUUUUAAACGGAUUUUCAAAGAAGAAAGGAGGCUUGGGCUGGAGGUUAUUGAUAGUGCUAUUGUUGCUGAGGCACAUGGAGCACAAUGUGUGUUUGGAAGAGAAGGAGAUGUACCCAACACUCCUGUGAUGCCAAAUGACUCAGUCAGUAUUGGAACAUUAGCUCAUGGAAAUGGUGAAGGUGUAGGUGUUUUUCAAACCAUUUCAGGAGUUAAUGAACCUUUUUUGGAAGAGUGUAAUGACAGAGGGUUUCAUUCCUCAGUUCCUACUGACGACCUUCAAAUGGUCUUACACUCUAGUCAAUUGGAGGAUACAGUUGUGAGGGAAUCACCAUUAUUAGCGCAUGUGCCACCAACGGAUCAACAUCUGUAUCUUUUCAAUGUGAUCAAUGACCAAAUAGUCAUUAAGUUGGGAGACAUUCAGAAAGCUAACAUCGAUUCAAACGAAGUUAUUUUUUCUACUUUAAAUCUAGUAGUGGAACUUUGUUGCAGGAUGGGUGGUAUUUCAUCUAAAGACGAGGUAAAAGCUAAAUCAGUCAUUGAUGAGAUAUUAUUCAAAUACGGGGAUAUGUAUAAGGCUAUUGCGGAAGGGCAGAAAGUGAUUGAUAGCUGUGACUCAAACGUUUCUAAUUCUUCUAAUGAUGAGGAAUAG
Molecule: messenger RNA, 2760 nt
Organism: Papaver somniferum (opium poppy)
Lineage: Eukaryota; Viridiplantae; Streptophyta; Magnoliopsida; Ranunculales; Papaveraceae
Exons: 5
Coding region: 1-2760 (919 amino acids)
Molecular function (GO): catalytic activity
Source: RefSeq, a predicted model, not a curated record